Messenger RNA from Ailuropoda melanoleuca (giant panda), 2486 nucleotides. RefSeq names its product major facilitator superfamily domain containing 8 (gene MFSD8). NCBI's taxonomy places the organism in Eukaryota, Metazoa, Chordata, Mammalia, Carnivora, Ursidae. The record is from RefSeq and is a predicted model, not a curated record. Gene Ontology annotation, biological process: transmembrane transport. The transcript has 12 exons. Bases 129 to 1685 code for a protein of 518 amino acids. Gene Ontology annotation, cellular component: lysosomal membrane. Gene Ontology annotation, molecular function: transmembrane transporter activity.
CCACUUGUAGUUGCCGGGCACGCACGCGCACUUGCUGGCUUGUUUUGACAGCUUUGGCCGAGUGGGAUGGGAGGGAGUAGGAGGUGUCGCGAGAGUUGGCCUCACACUGCCUUGUGGGUGGUAUAACUAUGGCGAGCAUGGGCGUCGAUGCUGAGCAGGAGCCGCUCUUAGGCGACCUCACACCCGGAAGCAGAGAAUGGGAUAUUAUAGAAACUGAAGAGCAUUAUAAAAGCCGAUGGAUAUCUAUUAGGAUUCUGUAUCUUACCAUGUUUCUCAGCAGUGUUGGAUUUUCUAUUGUGAUAAUGUCAAUAUGGCCAUAUCUCCAAAAGAUUGAUCAGACAGCUGAUGCAAGUUUUUUGGGCUGGGUUAUUGCUUCAUUUAGUCUUGGCCAAAUGGUAGCUUCACCUAUAUUUGGUUUGUGGUCUAAUUAUAGACCAAGAAAAGAACCUCUUAUUGUCUCCAUCUUCAUUUCGGUCACGGCUAACUGCCUCUAUGCAUAUGUCCACGUUCCAGCUUCUCAUAAUAAAUACUACAUGUUGAUUGCUCGUGGAUUGGUGGGAUUUGGAGCAGGAAAUGUGGCAGUUAUUAGAUCAUAUAUUUCUGGUGCUACUUGCCUUCAGGAAAGAACAAGUUCCAUGGCAAACGCUAGUGCAUGUCAAGCAUUAGGUUUUAUUCUAGGUCCAGUUUUUCAGACUUGUUUUGCUCUCAUUGGAGAAAAGGGCGUGACGUGGGAUACCAUUAAACUGCAGAUAAACAUGUACACAGCACCAGUUUUAAUUGGCGCGUUCCUGGGAGUUUUAAAUAUUAUUCUGAUCCUUGUUCUGUUAAGAGAACAUCGUGUGGAUGACUCAGGACGACAGUGUAAAAAUGUUAAUUUUGAAGAAGCAAGUACAGAUGAAGCUCAGGUUCCCCAAGGAAAUAUUGAUCAAGUUGCCGUUGUGGCCACCAAUGUUCUGUUUUUUGUGGUUCUAUUUAUCUUUGCCCUUUUUGAAACAAUCGUUACUCCAUUAACAAUGGAUAUGUAUGCCUGGACUAGAGAACAAGCUGUAUUAUAUAAUGGAAUAAUACUUGCUGUCCUUGGAGUUGAGUCGGUUAUUAUUUUCAUGGGGGUUAAAUUACUUUCCAAGAAGAUUGGCGAGCGUGCUAUUCUACUGGGAGGACUCAUCGUUGUAUGGGUUGGCUUCUUUAUCUUGUUACCUUGGGGAAAUCAGUUUCCCAAAAUACAGUGGGAAGAUUUACAUAAUAAUUCAAUUCCUAAUACAUUUGGGGAAAUCAUUAUUGCUUUUUGGAAAUCUCCAAGAGAAGAUCACAAUGAAGAACCAACUGGUUGCCCAAUUGAGCAAGCCUGGUGCUUGUAUAUCCCCAUGAUCCAUCUGGCACAGUUCCUCACAUCAGCUGCGCUGAUUGGAGUAGGCUAUCCAUCCUGUAAUGUUAUGUCCUAUACGUUAUAUUCAAAAAUUCUGGGACCAAAACCUCAGGGUGUGUACAUGGGCUGGUUAACAGCUUCUGGAAGUGCUGCACGGAUUCUUGGACCCGUAUUCAUCAGCCAGCUGUACACUUCCUGGGGCCCACGAUGGGCAUUCAGCCUCGUGUGUGGAGUAGUGGUACUUACCAUCCUGCUCCUGCUUGUGGUUUACAAAAGACUUGUUGCUUUUUCUGUAAGGCAUGGAAGGAUUCAAGAGUAACGUACUAACCUUGUGAUGGAAAGUACUUGUCGUAUGGGGCGUCUUCUUCCAAGGCUCUCCUGGAUCAUUGUUAUGAGUCAGUUUCCAAAAGUCAGGCUGCAAGUAUUGUAUAUUUUGAGUAACAGGAACAUAUAUUGAAUAAUACAGGGAACUGUAUGUAUUAUUGUGAAUAGUAAGAUAAUAUAAAAACACUCUGGUUCAUAAUUUCCUUAUUUCAAAAAAUAUGCUAUUAUAACAUCUCUUCUGGGGUUGCAUGAACUCAUGAGUGAAUGGAUAAUGGUUUAUAAAUACGAAGUUUUACUCAUAACCCAGACUGCAGGGGUGUCAUUAAAAUAAUGAGAAAAUAUGCAGUGAAACCAUGAGGAGAGUUCUGUAUGAAUUACCCAUAACAAAAAAAAUGAAAUCAUAGAAAUUACCUAAAUAGAAGUACCUCUAUUUGAAGAUACCUACUUUUUAUUUCUUAAUAAAAAUCAUCAUUCUUAAAUUUUCUAUUUACCAUGGCCUGCCAUUCUAGUUGACAUUUUAUAAGCCAUUAUUUUUAAUACUAUACCUUUGUCCUAUUUUAGUUCAGGAUCUCACUAAGUAUUAACCCCUAACUUAAUAGGUAAGCACAAAUAAUACUAAUAUUUGAGCAAUAAAGAGGAUUAAGAGAUCAAGAUGAAUUACACUACCUUUAAUAGGACUAAUUACAAUUUUCUUUCAAGUACUAAUAAUAACUCACUUUAGAAGCAAGCCAAGUGUGUUACUGUAUAUAUAUACUGAACAGCAGACUGUUUAUUAAAAUUAUUGGCAUUUUUCAAC